AUGAUUGGUCGGAUGGUGGUGUUGGUGGCGGUUGUCGGCCAAUCUUCGAUGUCUUACUGUCUUCGAUGUCUUCGAUGUCUUCAGUCUUCAGUCUUCACUGAUGUCUUCAGUCUUCACUCAUGUCUUCUCGCGAACUUCUGCUGCCCGCUCAGUUUCUCCAUCGUCCGUCGUUAUCGCUAUCAGCGCCCAGUCCAGCAGGAACGUAAUACACCAGCCAUUGUCAUAUUGUGUAGUCUAUUUCGCAGUCUCAGCCUCUCCAUUCUACUCGGCCCGAGCGGCUGCAUUCUUCCCGGCCGCCUGUCAUGCUCCACCAGUCUCACCAUUCUCCAUUCUCCGUUCGCUCUGCCUCCUUGCUCUCCCGUCGUCGCCUGCACUUUUUCCCUCCAGCGGCCUCCUCUCCUACAUUCCCGUGGCCAUUCCCCCCGAACUCGCCGUUUCUACACCUGCUCUCCCAUUCCCGGCCUAAACGCCACCGCCCGAGAUCGCACACGAGCCCGCGCCGCAAAGCCUGCCGCCCAUUGUUCUUGUUUCGUAUAUGGCGCUUGCCAGCGUGGACAGGGUCAAUCUUCUCCUGCAGCAGAGUGCGGCUUCGGUGCAGCACCUUUAUAG
This is a messenger RNA of Clavispora lusitaniae ATCC 42720, 609 nucleotides long. Lineage: Eukaryota; Fungi; Ascomycota; Pichiomycetes; Serinales; Metschnikowiaceae. The record is from RefSeq and is a predicted model, not a curated record.